Messenger RNA from Micromonas commoda, 498 nucleotides. RefSeq lists its product with no specific name. The record is from RefSeq and is a predicted model, not a curated record. The transcript has a single exon. The coding region runs from base 1 to 498 and encodes 165 amino acids. Gene Ontology annotation, molecular function: zinc ion binding. Lineage: Eukaryota; Viridiplantae; Chlorophyta; Mamiellophyceae; Mamiellales; Mamiellaceae.
AUGGUGCUCCUGGUCCUUUACGUCAAGGCUGAGCUCGAGAACGUGGCGAGCAUCACGUUCCCGAGGAACCUCCAGUGGUGCUUCGACGUGAAGGACGCUCAGAGCGACGAGACGAAGGAGGGUGUUUUCCUAUGCGCCGAGGACGUCGCGGAGGUGGACGGCAGCAAGGGCGACGCGAACUUCGCCAUGCGGUUCCCCGACUGCAAGAAGCAGUGCACGAUCACCUUCGACGAGGUGAAGAAGCUGUGCCGGGACACCAUCACCGCGGAGGACAGCGGCGAGUUCGUGCCCAUCAUGGGGUUCGACUGCCGAGGGCUGGAGAUCACCAAGUGGCAGCCCACCGACGGAUACGUCGUGAAGUCCACGGGGGGAACCGUGUGGGAGGACGUGGACCUCGGCGCCGACCCGGACGGGUGGUACGAGUACUGCGACAAGUGCGGCGAGUCCGUGAGCAUCCAGGAGCUCACCUUCGAGUUCAGGACGCACAAGGCCAAAUAG